Macadamia integrifolia is the source of this 1166-nucleotide messenger RNA. Its product is annotated as probable WRKY transcription factor 57. The transcript has 3 exons. Bases 258 to 932 code for a protein of 224 amino acids. The record is from RefSeq and is a predicted model, not a curated record. Gene Ontology annotation, biological process: regulation of DNA-templated transcription. Gene Ontology annotation, molecular function: sequence-specific DNA binding; DNA-binding transcription factor activity. NCBI's taxonomy places the organism in Eukaryota, Viridiplantae, Streptophyta, Magnoliopsida, Proteales, Proteaceae.
GAGGGUGGGGGAAAGAGAAAGAAAAUGGGGACCUACAGUGGUGAUGCUUACCAUAGGGAUUAGGGAGAAAGGGUUACAAAGUUUUCCUUUUUCAGGACCAAGUCUACUCCCCGUUCUCUGUUACAGAGGAAGAAGUCAAGAAACAGACCAAACCAUUAAGAAGAAGAAGUGCUAAGGCUUCUGAGACUUCUACAGAUAAGAGCAUAAACCAUAGCAUUCAAGAAGAGAGGAAAACAGAGAGAGAAAGAGAGAGAGAGAUGUCCUCCACGUCUCAAGCUAUGCUUAACCAGGGCUUGUUUGAUGAUCAAGAGAUGUCAUCCCAGAUGGGUUUCUACACAUCUCCUCCCAACUGGAGUUUUACUUCAUUGGGAUGUCACCAGUCUUUAAGACUCAGCAGUAGCAACCCUUCUUCAACGGGACCCGAUAUCACUUGUAAUCUCUCUGAAAACCUAUCUUCCAUGGCUCCAAAGCACCGAGAUAUUACUUCUCUUCUGGGUGAAUUCGAAGCUCCUUCAGUGCAAAGAUCGACAACUAAUCUGCGGCCAUGGGGAGAAGUGAAUCAAUACAUGAGCGGUAAGAGAAACUUGGAAGAUGAUCACUUGACAGUUUCUGGGAUGAAGAUGAAGAAGGUGAAGGCAAGAAGGAAGAUGAGAGAACCCAGGUUUUGCUUCAAGACCCUAAGCGACGUGGAUGUGCUUGAUGAUGGUUACAAAUGGAGGAAGUACGGCCAGAAAGUGGUGAAGAACACACUUCAUCCAAGGAGUUACUACCGCUGUACCCAAGACAAUUGUCGUGUCAAGAAACGAGUUGAGCGAUUCGCCGAGGACCCACGGAUGGUGAUCACGACAUAUGAAGGGAGACAUAUCCAUUCUCCCUCACAUGAUAUGGAUGACACAGAGGCUUCAUCUCACAUCAAUAAUUUCUUCUGGUAGUGAUAGUAGUACUGCUUAUAGUUUUCACUUGAAAAGCCAUUAUCAAGGCUUAUGUACUAGUGUUCUCUCUUCUGUAAAACCCUAAAAAAGAAAUUAGAAAUGUUCCACUCCUGUGGCCAUUUUCUAGAUUUGAUAAUAAACAUGUGGGGGUGGCAAAUGCCUUUGUUAUAUAUUCUGCCUCCUUUACUGGUGGCUGUUAAUUAAUAAGAGGGGUCGAUCAUCACUUUCCUUGCA